Molecule: messenger RNA, 2410 nt
Organism: Sycon ciliatum
Lineage: Eukaryota; Metazoa; Porifera; Calcarea; Leucosolenida; Sycettidae
Product: ribitol-5-phosphate transferase FKTN-like
Exons: 7
Coding region: 286-1884 (532 amino acids)
Source: RefSeq, a predicted model, not a curated record
ACACUCAUGAAAACACUUGAGAGGGAUCAUUCAAGUGGAGCGCAGAGCCAGCGUGAAGAGAUGAAGUCGGGUGGUAGCGAACAAUACGAUAGACGAAGUGAAACGCUGACCAUGGCACUCGUUAGUCUGGCUAUGCUGUAUGAUGCGCUGUCGACGGCCUCCAUUUGCAGCGGGCAAGUGCUCGUACCAGUGGAAAAUGUGUGCGAGAACGCGAUGUCCACAGUCAGCUUUUUAGAGAAUUGUCAAGAAUAAUCACAUGGACGGAGUAUUACAGUCGAAGAUACUAUGUGGAAGGGCGAAUCUCAUGGCCGACAUCCUGUCUCCAAAGCCACUGCUAUUGCUAAGAUAUGUAGGAACGGUCGGCAGCAGUUUCAGCUAGUGUUAGCAGGUGCAGUGCUCGGUGCGCUAUCGAUCUUUGUGCUCUUACGAACACGUCAAGACAGUGCUUGGAAAAAAGAGCAGAGGGAAGCGCAGGUCUGCCAGAACAACCAGGAAAACUUACGGGACUUCGCGGAGAUUGCCUACAACAAACUCGGUCUGCCGCUUAUCCUUGUGGAGCCGAAACUACUCGAGUUGUUGUGGUCGUUAGAAACUACUCGGGACGAGCACGUUAGAAACCGUACUCUGCAAUUUGGCCAUCCGGAAGUGGCCGUUCAAGACGGGGAGAAGGUACUCACAUGGAGUCAUCAUGAAGCUGGCUCCGACAAGGUCGUCAAGUCCAUUGUCGACUAUAGUCUACCUCUGACCGUGUUUGGAUAUUCUGAGCUGAUCUGCAAACAAUGGCGGACAUCAUUUGCACUCUUCUACAAAGAUGGACUGGCGCUGAAGAAUGGGACAGUGAUACCCAAGCUGAGCUGGCAGCUAGCUGAUCUUGCUGAUGAGAUGAAGGCGGCCGGGUUCAGUGUUGCCCUCUUUGAAGGUGAGGACCCACGCUUAACCAAUGCCGCCGUAGGCAUCAACAUGCACAGCGCGGACCCGCUGCUGCAUCACAUGCGCUUCUUCCGCGGCAAGCACAACAUCUACAUCACCGUCAUGUACGAGAGGGUCGAGAAGGAUCACUACUGGCACUCCGCUCUGACUACAAACAAUGGCUCCAAGUCGCCGGUGCACUUCGGUGCACAUGCUGGAUCCUGGAAGAGAUUCAAAAGUCGUCAAGUUCAGCUUGACUUUGGCUUGAAUAUGCUUGUGCCUGAAGAUGUGGCACAGUUUUUGUACGACUUUGAAGGCUCGCGCUAUAUAGAGUGUAACAUGGCGCGCGCUGCACAUUUCUUCAAGGCCCAUCCACCGCCCGAUCAAGCUAGCGCGGACGAAGCUGCAUUUGUUGCCAACGCCAGCAGAGUGAUGCAGCUGGGCCGGAGUGCACUGGACGAGCUUAAAAUUCCGUUCUGGAUAAGCAGUGGUACCUGUUUAGGUUGGUUCAGACAGUGCUCGACCAUACCACAUAGCAAGGAUGUGGACUUUGGCAUCUUCACCAGGGAUCACUCGGAGCACAUUGUCAUGCACAUGCUGAUGAGGGGAUUCAAGUUGAAACAUCGCUUCGGAACGGUCAACGACAGCCUGGAGCUGUCAUUCACACUGGACGAUGUCAAGCUGGAUUUCUUCUUCUUCUAUGACGAAGACACUCACAUGUGGAACGGAGGAACGCAAGCCAGGACAGGGAAAAAGUUUAAGUACUUCUUCCCCAAGUUCAGCCUGUGCUGGACGGAGUUUGCGGGCCUGCGUGUGCGCGUGCCAUGCCAAACUCAGUCGUACAUCGAAGCUAACUACGGGCUGACGUGGGACGAGCCAGUCAAGGAGUGGAACUGGAAAGCAAGUCCACCCAACGUGCGUCCCAACGGCAAGUGGGACGAGUCAGAGUGGAGCAAGGUCAUUCAGGUCUACUAGACGCAAUCCUCAUAAUUGUAGCUACUGUGCCUCCCAAAUAGCUACCCAACAGGCAAGCUCAGCCGCCACCCGCUGAAUUUGCCUUCUAUGACGUAGAGCUUCUAAGUCUGCCUGAGCAGGAACAGUCAAGCUGCGAGUCAAAACAACACUUGAGCACAUCGUGUGUUCGGAAGCUGUGGAUAGCUGGAUAACCAGCGAAUCAGGCCUACUAGAUCAGUACUUUUGUGGAAAUCCAUCAACUCGGAGCGUAUCUUGUCAUGCAAUACUUAGAUCUCUGCACUACAUUGCUGGAGUGUGAGGAGGGUAUAGCUCGUAUAUCAAAGGUUUCACAUGUGGUUCCACUCCAAAGCGGUCUACAGAGUAGCAAACAGUGUUAAGCGACCAGCAAGAGCUAUAUACUUGAAGCAGUUCUUAUUAUCUUUUUAAAUUGUUCAGGGAUAUCGAGUCAUGACAUCUGGAUUAUCAAUUUUCUCAUUUCAUAUUCUAUCAUUGAGCUCCGAAACAAAAAAAUAUGAUUAUAAUACAA